This is a messenger RNA of Cercospora beticola, 751 nucleotides long. RefSeq lists its product as uncharacterized. NCBI's taxonomy places the organism in Eukaryota, Fungi, Ascomycota, Dothideomycetes, Mycosphaerellales, Mycosphaerellaceae. The record is from RefSeq and is a predicted model, not a curated record.
CAACCACAGGUCCUCCAAACCAUCGUUAUUGCCUGCCAAAAGACGCAGAAUGGCAGCGAAAACCACCGCUGCCGCCGUAUUCGAAGGCCUGAAAGGCUCAUGGCGGCUCCGCAGAUCGCUGAACAGCCAAUUGGCAGGCUUCCCCUCAGGCAUCUUCGAAGGCAUAGCAAAAUUCACACCACGCACUCCCACUGCCCACUCUGCUGCAGGCGAACUAGUAUACUCAGAACAGGGAGAACUCAAAACCGAUAAUGGAUUCACCUUGAAAGCCAACCGCAAAUAUGUCUACAGGUACGACGCCGACGAAGACAAAAUUUCCGCGUGGUUCAUCAAAGAAGACACCAAAGCCCAAGAUGGCGCAGAAGAAGUUGACUACCUAUUUCAUGAUCUCGAAAUCGAUGCCGAAGGCAAUGGUGUUGCGGGUCGUGGCGAGCAUCUGUGCGAACUUGAUAUGUAUUGGGCGUACUAUGAGUUUCGACUACCGAAAGUUGCUGAGGUGGGAGGUGAUGAGAAGAUGAAUGUUUUUGGGGUGAGGUAUAAGGUGAAGGGACCGCAGAAAGAUUAUACGAGUGAUACGGCGUAUACGAGGACGUUUUCUGGUGAUGUUGCGGUGUUGUGAAGGAUGGGUCGAUGGCAAACAAGCCGGCUUGGGUUUUCGCAUUCACGGAGAGAUGGUAUGCAAUGGUGUCGCGCAUUGGCACUCUUCACGACAGCAAGCUCCUACGACUUUCUUAAUGAGCUCUGGACGGCG